Molecule: messenger RNA, 699 nt
Organism: Nothoprocta perdicaria
Lineage: Eukaryota; Metazoa; Chordata; Aves; Tinamiformes; Tinamidae
Gene: RPS8
Product: ribosomal protein S8
Exons: 6
Coding region: 24-650 (208 amino acids)
Biological process (GO): maturation of SSU-rRNA from tricistronic rRNA transcript (SSU-rRNA, 5.8S rRNA, LSU-rRNA); translation
Cellular component (GO): ribosome; cytosolic small ribosomal subunit
Molecular function (GO): structural constituent of ribosome
Source: RefSeq, a predicted model, not a curated record
GCCUCUUUGCUGCAGCGCCGAGGAUGGGUAUCUCCAGGGAUAACUGGCACAAGCGCCGCAAGACUGGGGGCAAGAGGAAGCCCUACCAUAAGAAGAGGAAGUAUGAGUUGGGGCGGCCUCCUGCCAAUACCAAGAUUGGCCCGCGCCGAAUUCAUACAGUGAGAGUUCGUGGCGGUAAUAAGAAGUACCGUGCCCUUCGGCUGGACGUUGGCAACUUCUCCUGGGGAUCCGAAUGUUGCACUCGCAAGACAAGAAUCAUCGAUGUCGUCUACAACGCUUCCAACAACGAGCUGGUGCGGACAAAGACCCUGGUGAAGAACUGCAUCGUUCUCGUUGACAGCACCCCGUACCGGCAGUGGUAUGAAGCCCACUACGCCCUGCCUCUUGGGCGCAAGAAGGGUGCCAAACUGACUCCCGAGGAAGAAGAAAUUCUGAACAAGAAGCGUUCAAAGAAGAUCCAGAAAAAAUACGAUGAGCGGAAGAAGUUUGCCAAGAUAGCAAACAUUCUUGAAGAGCAGUUCCAGCAAGGAAAGCUGCUUGCUUGCAUUGCCUCCAGACCUGGACAGUGUGGCCGAGCUGAUGGUUAUGUUUUGGAAGGCAAGGAAUUAGAAUUCUACUUGAGGAAGAUCAAGGCCAGAAAAGGCAAAUAAAUAUAAAGUAUUCUACUGAAAGAGCGAAUAAAACCGAGUCUCUACUACA